CACACUCCCACCAGCCACGAUUAGCACACCCCUCCACACCCUGCCCCAAUCCCUAUCAGAGGUUCAGAAGGAAAGCCGUGAUCUGGAAAGGGCAUCGUUGCUGAAUGUGGCCGACGUGGACGAGUUCCGGCAUCCAAUACCAAAAACGCGAGGAAACCCAAAACAUCCCAGAGCCUGCAAGCGUCGAGAUGGCGGACCCACUCAACGACGACUUUUUGAACGAUUCUUCACCGCUGGAUAUGAGGAGCGGGCAGACGCCCAAAACUCCGCUAGAAAGGCAACAGUUUGAUAGAUCAUCACAAAGCCGCCCACCAACCAGCCGCAUCUUCUCGCGCGAAAUCGCGGACAAACCACCCCUCCAUCCAUAUGACGACUUAUACACCAUGCCUCCGAGCUCCUCCACCCCACCACCCAAACAGUCCAUCUCCCUCAAACAGAAAUCCAGCCCGGCACGCCUUUUCGUUGCACCCGUGAAGUCCUUCGGCGACUGGAUGAAAGAUAGAGGCCGCGUACCCAAUACCAAAACGAAGGAAGCCGUACCUGCUGGAGAUGACGUGCAGGCUAAGACUGCGUCGGAAGGAACUGCUGUCGACCGGGUUCGGAAGGAGGAGAAAACAGAGCCUGCUGCUCUUCCGCCGCCACCAAUAGACGAACGCGUGCCGUCCCCACCUUCUGUGGUGCAUUCAGCCGAAUCCCCACACGACACUCUUGAGAUCAAACGAGAGCAGACGAUGUCGCCUCCUUCCGUAGCCUUGGCCGCAGAACCAAACCAUACCCCGACGGCCGCCACAAUGAAGUUGGACGACACCCCAGAGCCCGAACCGGAACCGGCGCCGCAGAAGGCGCGCAUUUCGCCGACAUUCCCGUAUCCCAAUGAAGAGGCACUGAUUCCGCAAUCACCGAUAAACGCAAUGCCGAAACCGCAACGACAACAAUCAUCAUCGGCCAAGAUCAAAACUGAGCCAGUUGGUGAGAAAUGGACCGCGGGCCAGCCUUCUCCUUGUGUCAACCCUUCACCGUCUAAACCAGCCCUCGGAUCUGCUGCAAUCGCCCGCGACUCACCGACCAUGAUGUCCCCAGGCUUUCUGCACGGAACCGCGCCACCAAAUUCCUACAAAACCGUCGACGACAGCGCACUCGAAUCCGGCCACACUUUCACAAAGAAAACCGCAAACGUGCCCGCACGGCCCCAGUCGGCCUACGGCAUACUGACCCCGGUAAAGCCGGCGGCAAUGGACCCGAAAGCGAUCGCAGACUUUGACCCUCUUCAAAAGAACACAUCCGAGAACGACUGGUUCCUGAAAUGGGAUUCGCCACAGGCGGUUCCUCCAGCUGCUGUACCACAAUCUUCUCGGACACCUGCGAAACAGAGAUCGAUGGGCAACUUGACGAGUCCACCGCCGUCACUACUGGAUUCCGUGAUCGAGUGUCCGACGCCGAGGAGUAUUCCAAGGUAUUCGGAGAAGGAUGUGCAGGAGAAGAUUCGGAUAUUGCGCGAGAAGUAUGAAUCCCAGUUCGAGAUAGUGCGCGCAUCAAUAUUGCAGGAGGCGAAAGACGAACAUGACCGGAGGUGGAAUAAACUCAAUGAGGACUGGGAACAGUUCAAGGAUCAUGUGAAUGAGCUGCGCAAAACGGAAUUAGAGAACGCGCAGAUGGAAUACGAGCGCCUGUACACGCAAAUGAAGACCGUGUACGAUGACAAGCAACGGCUCGCAAAAGAGAACGAGUUGUGGGAGGUCAAGAACAAACAGCUGCAGAUGGAUGUAACGGAUAUGCGUGAGUCUACGAAGAAAUUGAUGGCCCAAAUCGAUAGUCUGAAAGAAGACUUGAGUGGCGCUGAGGGGCGGUAUACGCACUUGCGGGAGUAUGCCAACCAAAAACUUGAAGAAGCAAACACAGAGUUAGGCCGCAUGCAAGACGAACACGAGCAGGAGGUUUCGACCCUGAAAGCUAAAUCGAUGCGGCAGGAAGUGCAGAUGCGCACGUUACAGAGGUCGCUGGAGAGUAAAGAGGCGGAGAAUUCUCAGCUUUCGAGCAUUGUUGAUAAUUUGGUGAUGCGGCUUGAGCGGAAGUGACACUGGCCUGUUUUUAUACAAGUUGCCUUCAUCGGCGACGCCUCAGACAGAGGUACAAUGAUGUGGAUGGCAGAUAACCACCACGGAAAAUGGGAUGGGGUGAGGAUUC
This is a messenger RNA of Fimicolochytrium jonesii, 2184 nucleotides long. RefSeq lists its product as uncharacterized. The coding region runs from base 105 to 2075 and encodes 656 amino acids. The transcript is spliced from 6 exons. Lineage: Eukaryota; Fungi; Chytridiomycota; Chytridiomycetes; Spizellomycetales; Powellomycetaceae. The record is from RefSeq and is a predicted model, not a curated record.